Messenger RNA from Gadus morhua (Atlantic cod), 3130 nucleotides. RefSeq names its product OTU deubiquitinase 5a (gene otud5a). The transcript has 9 exons. Bases 258 to 1898 code for a protein of 546 amino acids. The record is from RefSeq and is a predicted model, not a curated record. Gene Ontology annotation, molecular function: K63-linked deubiquitinase activity; cysteine-type deubiquitinase activity. Gene Ontology annotation, biological process: protein deubiquitination. Lineage: Eukaryota; Metazoa; Chordata; Actinopteri; Gadiformes; Gadidae.
GACGUGAAACGCGGCGCUGCAACCGGGAAGUGACGUCAGACGGUGUUGAUGUUUUGCGGGACGGCUCCGGUUGUUUUUGUUCUCCGUUCACCUCGAAAACCGAACAAUUAGUGGCGUUCAACGGGGUUUUCCGUCGCCUAACGGUCUACGGUCGAUCAGUUCACGAGACCGCGUGGCUCGGAGGCGGAGAAGCCGAAGAUUUUGCUCCAGAAAGGGAGGACUCGUCACCUCUUUGACCCCCCCCCCCCCACACCACCAUGACGAUCCUCCCGAAGAAGAAGCCCGGCUCCGCCGUCGGGGUCUCGGAUCACGCCGACGACAGCGACCGCCGGAGCGGUUCCGACCCACACCAGCAUCCGCACCCGCGGACCGGAGCACGGCCCAGAGCUUCUCCGCCCCCGUGGUCUUACCAGCCCGCCCCGGCCUCCGCCAGGGAGGACAGGCGUAGCAUCGAGGCUAGUUCUCGGCCGCAGCAGGCCUCUCCCCAGCCUGGCGGCUCGGGGUCUCCCGUAGGACCGGGCGAAGGGAGAGACAACAGCGGCGGAAUAGCGGCUGGUUCCCGGGGUGAAGUGGUGGUGUCGGCCGGGGCUGGUUGUGGAGGAGGGAUCAGCAGCUGCUGCUCGGGGCCUGGGCUUAGCAAGCGGCGGCGACAGGCAGGCACUUGUUCCGGCGGAGUAGCCGCUCUCACCGGGGGAGGUCAGCCCGGGGUGACCGGCCAAGGAAGCAUUGGGUCCGGCGGAGAGACGGAGGAAGGAGCCGGUGGAAACAACAGCGAAGACGAGUAUGAGAAUGCCGCUCGGCUGCAGUCGGUUGAUCCGGCAACGGUUGAGCAGCAGGAACACUGGUUUGAGAAGGCCCUCGGAGAGAAGAAGGGUUUUGUCAUUAAAAAGAUGAAGGAAGAUGGUGCCUGUUUGUUCAGAGCAGUAGCUGACCAGGUGUACGGGGAUCAGGAUAUGCACGAAGUGGUUCGUAAGCACUGCAUGGACUACCUGAUGAAGAAUGCUGAUUACUUCUCCAACUACGUGACUGAGGACUUCACCUCCUACAUCAACAGGAAGAGGAAAAACAACUGCCAUGGCAACCACAUCGAGAUGCAAGCCAUGGCUGAGAUGUACAACCGGCCGGUAGAGGUUUACCAGGACGGCACAGAACCAAUCAACACGUUCCAUGGUAUCCACCAGAACAAGGACGAGCCAAUCAGAGUGAGCUACCACAGAAACAUCCACUACAACUCCGUGGUGAACCCCAACAAGGCCACGAUAGGGGUAGGGCUGGGCCUGCCUGCCUUCAAACCCGGGUAUGCCGACACGUCCCUCAUGAAGUCGGCCAUCAAGACGUCGGAGGAGUCGUGGAUCGAGCAGCAGAUGCUGGAGGACAAGAAGCGGGCGACGGACUGGGAGGCCACCAACGAGGCCAUCGAGGAGCAGGUGGCCCGCGAGUCCUACCUGCAGUGGCUCCAGGACCAGGAGAAGCAGGCCCGCCAGCCCCGUAAGGCUAGUGCUACCUGUAGUUCAGCGACGGCAGCGGCGUGCAGCGGGUUGGACGACUGGAGCGCCCGGUCACCGAGGCAACGGGACUCUGACCCCUCCCACUCUGACCUAGCAACCACCGCGUCAACCACCAACAAACCACCCUCCCCAACGGGGGCGGGCCUCAGCCUCAACAAGCCCCCCUCUCCCUGUGCACCAGGUCCUAGUAACCCCAGCCGUCACCACCUGGAGUACAGAGCCAUCAUGCAGGAGAUGUCUCCCACAGCGUUUGGGCUGACGGACUGGGAGGACGAUGAGAUCCUGGCCUCUGUACUGGCCGUGUCCCAGCAGGAGUACAUGGACACCAUGCUGCCCCAGGGGACCACCACGCUGCACCGCGAGAGAGACGCCUCCCCUGACAGCAGCUGAUAGACUCACACAACGCACACAUCAAACCACGCACCAUGACGAGCAGCCACGACCUCUGACCUCAUCACACACACACACACACACACACACACACACACACACACACACACACACACACACACACACACACACACACACACACACACACACACACACACACAGCGAGAGAGACAGGGACAUGGUGAAUAAUAAACAUGUUGUUUGGAACGCAACAUCUCGGUUCAUCCAUUCAUUACUGACACUUCUCCGAGCCAAUAGGGGCUCAGACUGAUAAGACUUCGCCCCCCCCUCUGUUCAGCUCAACCUCUGCGACGGGGGAGGGUCUUACCGCCGAUUGGAUGGCAGUUAAAUGUUACGCACGCCACAGCCAGGCCACGCAAACACUAGCACACACCGCUGGCUAUCUGAGGGUAGCGGGGUCAGCUAGCUUGAUGACGUGGGCUAGUUAACUCUGCCUAAUCUGGGCUAACUAACUGAUGUCGCUAGCUAGCUGAUUUAGGCUAGAAAGAUGACGAACACCAUCACCAUGUUUUCUGAGUUGCCAAAGCUAGAAGAAUAUCGAUGUCUGGGUACUAAAGUAUUACAUAACCGAGCUCGCUGAAGCAAAUAGUCUUGGAUGUGCUAGUUUUAUUGCCAACUGGCUUAUACCUUAUAUACAUGGCACGAGACUACGGGUAUUUGCUAUCCCAAAGUAAUACAAACACUACAGAAAUGGUCCAAUAAUUGUAUGUGUUGUGAUGGAGUCUGAUAUUUCCUUUCAUAUCUUUUGUGGGCUGUUAUUGAUCGGGUAGUAUAGCCAUAGCUAGCAGAUAAAACCCUUUAAACUAGACACAUUUUGCAGCAAGGCCAGCCAGACUAGCUGGUUAGACAGGUGUGUGUCUACCUGGUUAGACAGGUGUGUGUCUAACUGUACCUGGUUGUGUGUGUUUACCAUUACCUAUCAACGGCAAGACCCCCUCCCCCCCAAGAUCACACACAUACAGGAACACAACUUUCUCUUCAUCUUCCCCAUCCUCAUCAUCAUGGGUCUUAUUUAGCUGCAUGUCUAUUGACCAUGACCAAUCACAUCAUAGAGAAGACAAUAGAAUGAUUCGUCAUACUUAUCCUCUUAAUAAUUGAUCAUUGUUAUUAUUAAUAAUAAUAUAAGUUUGUUUUAUUUUAUUUUCCUGUUUGGGAUGAAAAUACUUUUUUUUUUCUUGGAAUAAAAAGAGGACGAUGUUUCUUGAAAACCA